Messenger RNA from Bathycoccus prasinos, 852 nucleotides. Its product is annotated as Light harvesting complex protein. Lineage: Eukaryota; Viridiplantae; Chlorophyta; Mamiellophyceae; Mamiellales; Bathycoccaceae. Gene Ontology annotation, biological process: photosynthesis, light harvesting in photosystem I; response to light stimulus. Gene Ontology annotation, cellular component: membrane. The record is from RefSeq and is a predicted model, not a curated record. The transcript is spliced from 3 exons. The coding region runs from base 1 to 852 and encodes 283 amino acids.
AUGGCUCUCACUAUCAUGGCAUCUCUGGCUAAGAAGAAGAAGACAAAGAAGAAGAAGAAGAAGAAGAAGAAGAAGAAGAAGGCUUCUCUCUCUCUCUCUCUCUUCUCUUCUUUUGAGUCCCUCGUGCCGACGGUUCGCGCGUCUGGAUCUGGCGUUUUCGACAAAUCCAAACAAUACGCGGACAUCAAGGAAGCGACUGCGGCUGGCUUGGACGGCGCGUGCGCGCCGUUCCCGGAAGGCUUGGACAUCCUCGGCUUCUGCAAAGGCAUCAACGGCGGCGACUUGCAACGCUUCCGCGAAGCCGAGAUCACGCACGGUCGCGUCUCUAUGAUUGCCACCGUCGGUUUCUUGGUCGGCGAACAAGUCGAAGGCUCUUCGUUCUUGUUUGACGCGCAAGUCACCGGUCCGGCCAUCGACCACUUCCAACAAACCCCGGGGUUGGUUUGGGGCUUGGUUGGCGCCACCAUCUUCUUGUUGGAAUCCACUCGCGUCCAAAAAGGCUGGUCUGAUCCGUUCACCAGCGAGUUGUUCUCCUUGAACGACGACUACGUCCCGGGCCAAUGGGGCUUUGACCCGCUCGGCUUGUCCAACAACAAGACCGCUGAAGACAUGGCCGAAGCGAGAUUGAAGGAAAUCAACAACGGCCGCUUGGCGAUGAUCUCCAUCUCCGGCAUGGUCGCCCAAGAGUUGGUUAACGGCUUGAACCUCAUCCCGGCCGAUGAAGUCCUCGAAGAAGGCAGAGGCGCCGCGUUGGUUCAAAUGGGUAAGCAAUGCGCUGGUGCCGUCGACGAAGCCGCGUGCGCCAAGGCGUUCGAAGCCGCGGAAAGAGUCGCGGUUGCCGCCGGUAAGUAA